UUCAGUGUUACGGCCGGUUCACACAUGUCUCCGUUUUACUGUUCCGUUUAUCGUGUACGUUUUUUUUUCGUCGAUGGCGUAUGUAGUUGUAUGAGCGACUUCACACAUGGCACAGUAUUCUGUAUACAGUAAAAAAUAUCGUUCCGUAAAAAAAUGACAUUCCGUUUUGUCAUCGAAUACUGGACGCCGGAACAGUAAAAAUAUACGGAUACGUAGAAUUUUAACGGAUUGAUACUGUGUGCGUGGCGGGCGGUGUGUGCGGGGUGUAGGAGGGGGAGUGAUGCGAGUUGUUUGACUAUUUUCCAUUGUACAUUCCUAGAGAACGCGCGCGUCCAUUGUGUGUAAUAAUUAUUAUAAUCACUGAUCAACCAUGUCAACCAAGGAGUGGGAAAAGUUAAUAGACAAGGAAAUGUUAAUUAGUUUGGUGGAAGAUAGGCCAGUCCUUUGGGACAAGACGCUGGAUAAAUACAAAGACAAUACUGCAAGUAUUGCAGGUUGGCGAGAAAUAUGCAUUAUUCUAAUGGAGGAUUUUGAGGCUAUGGAACAAAGACAAAGACAAGAGUUCGGAAAACUUGUUAUGAAAAAGUGGAGACAGAUGAGAGAUGCCUGGGUGAGAACACUAAAAGAUAAAAAGAAUUGCAAGACGUCUGGUUCCGCUGUCUCAAACACGAAGCCCUACAAAUACCAUAAUCAGAUGCUGUUUUUGAAAAAAGUAGUUGCUGCUGGUGAAACGCACGAAAGCGUCUCUGCUAAACAAACUAAUGAACACAUCGAAGAUGACACCACGACAUCGAAUGAACCUACAAACGAAGAUGACAGUGUUACUGCAAUGACACAACUUGACAAUGACAGUCAAAAGGACAAACAAAAUCUAGCCCCCCCGCCAAAACGCAGAGCACCAGCCAAAAGAAAUUUUAAUGAAAUUGAUGCCAAAAUGAUGUCCUACAUUGACUAUCAGAUAAAACCGAAGAAAAUUGAGCAGGAUGAUCGCAAUUUAUCGUUCUUCAAAGGUAUUUUGCCGUCCUUGGCUUUGCUUGAUGAUGACCAAACUUUGGAAUUCCAGUCAGGGGUGUUAAACCUAUUACAAAAUAUUAAACGUAGAAGAGUUGGCUAGUCAACUUAUGACUGG
Bicyclus anynana (squinting bush brown) is the source of this 1129-nucleotide messenger RNA. RefSeq lists its product as uncharacterized. The record is from RefSeq and is a predicted model, not a curated record. Gene Ontology annotation, cellular component: transcription regulator complex; nucleus. Bases 371 to 1114 code for a protein of 247 amino acids. Gene Ontology annotation, biological process: regulation of transcription by RNA polymerase II. Lineage: Eukaryota; Metazoa; Arthropoda; Insecta; Lepidoptera; Nymphalidae. The transcript is spliced from 2 exons. Gene Ontology annotation, molecular function: DNA binding.